Penaeus indicus is the source of this 609-nucleotide messenger RNA. Its product is annotated as neural-cadherin-like. NCBI's taxonomy places the organism in Eukaryota, Metazoa, Arthropoda, Malacostraca, Decapoda, Penaeidae. The transcript is spliced from 4 exons. Bases 1 to 609 code for a protein of 202 amino acids. The record is from RefSeq and is a predicted model, not a curated record.
AUGCAAUCUGACGUUAAAUCAUCUGUUGUGUCCCAAUAUGCAGCUGGUUACGUGUGUGCCUGCCCGACUGGCUUCAGCGGACAGCAUUGCCACCUGCCUGAAGUAGGAGAUACUUCCCUGAAACUUUCCCUGGGGGCGUUAGUAGCCAUCGUCGUGUGGUGCACUUUCCUGCUACUGCUGAUCUGCGCCUUCCUGCUGCACCAACACCACAGACGCUCGGCCUUGCGGAGGGGCAUGGCCGACGUCAAGGAAAAUGUGAUGAACUGCAAGGAACAGACGGCCGCCCCCUGUAGCCACACGCCCAACUUACUCGAGCUCAAACUUCUCAAACCGCCCAAGGCAAACGGGCAGCCGGCGUGGUCAAAGAACCCUAACAUCGCAGACGUGGACGUCCUGCAGGUGGACGCGGCGUCGGUCACCAGCAGCGUGGAGGACCAGAAGCGAGGGGCCGCCUCCGCCGCGUCGGCAGUCCUCAAGAACGGCGAGAGCAAGGGCGGAGACGCACGCACCGCCGCCGGGAGUCAGAACGGAGGCAGCCGCGGAGGAGCCAAGAACCCUCCUGCAGGAGACGACUUGAGAAACUACGCUUACGAAGAAGAGGAUAAAUGA